CCCGCUUUCCUGCCUUCAGAUCCCUGGGGCUCCUGUCCCCACUUCCCCCACCAGUACCUCCCUCCCGUCCCCACUCGGCCCCUGCCUCACACCUCCUCAAGGCCAUGCUUGCCAUCACGUUCCUUUUCUUGCUUGCUCAAGACCUCCUCCAGUACCUGCAGCAGGCCAGGGACGGGCUGAAUGAGGCCACACUGCCGAGUAUGUGAACCAGCAGAUGACUCAGCUCAUUCUGGAGCUGGAGCAGAUGAAGCUGGAGCAGAGUGGUGGGCCUGGGGAGCUCCGCUCAUCUGGCAGUUCUCAGCUCUGACUGGAAUCCUCAUCCUUCUCUUGGCGCUGUGGUUUGGACUCAAGAAAAUUAGAUGUGAUCCAGACAACAGUGGCCACAAGGAGAGGUCCAGCAGCAAGUGGGUGGAGGAAGAAGGACACAUCAUAGCUGCAAAGAAAGAAAGCAACGAUGCAGAUGUGGAAGAGGACAAUAAGGAUGGAAAGGAAGAAGGCAGCAACACUGAUGCAAAGGCAGAAAGCAAUGUUGGACGGGAAGCAAAAGAAGGCUAUGAUGACACAAAGGAAGAACAAGGAUGAGGAAGCAGAGGAAGUCAAUGCUGCCAGAAAGGGAGAAGACAAGGCAAUGCAAACAAAGGAGAUGACAACCACAGCGUCAAAAGGAACCCUGGAAGCCUUUCAGAGGUGUGCAUACAGUUCCCUGCCCUGGAUCUGGACAAAGGCUGCUUGGUGAUUACGGACCUGAUGGACAAACUCACACACAUCUUUGGACAAGGCUUGUUCAACAGCUUCUACCCGAUGCCACAACAAGCCAUCGGAGUGGGCAGAGCCUUUGAAGGCUGGAGUCCCCGUGCACAAGAUGUUGUGUACCACGUGCUCGUGCCCCUGAGUCCCCCUCCAGGACACGCCUUCCACCUGGAGGUGGACACUGUGGGGAUGCUCCAGAGAAAUUUCUGUGUGGAGCUGCUGUGCACCUGCACUAGGGAGAGGCUGGGGUAGGACAUGCUAUGUUUCCUCCACCACCCUGAGGAGGAGCUGAGAAGGAAACAGGACCCCAGCCUCCUGCACACUCUCUGCACUGGCUCCUAUCUAGAUGUGGAGAAAACUGUCCAUUGGUUCUAUCGAUUCCUGAGAGUAGCCUGGAUGUUUUUGCCUCAGUCCCGCCACUGGUGUUUAAUGCUGCAGCCCUGCAGCUACUCCUGUAAAUUUCACCUAAGCAAAGACAAGGAAAGCUUCACGGUUGAAGUGAUCUUUGGAGUGCGGCGAGGAGACUCAGAUAUCUUUGUGGACAGCCAGCCUGCAGAAGUAGGCGUCCCAAGCACAACGUGGCUUGAGACUUAUGCCGUGGCAGAGGCAAAAUCCUUCAAGCACGAGGCAAAAUCCUUCAAGCACAUUUCCAGGCAUGCCCCCCAGGACAGCUGGCACUGUAAGUUCCUGCAGCUCCUCAGCAGCAUCCUGACAGGUGUACAUUUUUCCAGCUAUGCCCUGAAGACCACGGUGAUGCACCUCCUGAACACCGCACCCCUGAUACAGUGGCGCAGGAGGGAUUUCCGGCAGCGACUAAUGGAUAUCCUGAAGUACCUCCGCUGCUCACUGGACGCGAAACAACUCAACCACUUUGUCAUAGGCAACAAGAGGCUUCCUGAGGAGAUCAGUUUGCCCUCCAACUUACGUGUGGCUCAACCACCCAACCACUUCCAGCACCUGGCCAGCAACCUGGAUGCCCACACCAAGGCUGUACGUUCGCCUGCUGCAUCGGCUCAAACAGCUGCUGAUGCACAGCCAUUGAAAGAGAUCCUCGGGCACAGAGCUGUGCUUGAGGGGCCUCUUGACAGACCCUGUAUAUAUUAACCUCCCAUAGUUAGUGCAUUUAUGAAAUCUAUUAGUACCCUGUACUUAGUGAUUUUGCUACACUUACUAAUGCCCCCUAAAUUAUUGAAUUUACUACAUAUAUUAGGACCCUCUAGUUAGUGCUUUUACUAUAUAUAUUAACACACUCUAGUUAGAGAAUUUACUGUAUAUGUUAGGACUCUCUAGGUAGUGCUUUUACUCCAUAUAUUAAUACCCUCCAGCUAAUGCAUUCAGCAAUCCCAAAUCUUCUUUUUUACUGUUUCAAUAAAUUGGACUAUUCCAGUAUCUGGAUGGUGCAAGCUUUCCUUGAACUCGACCAGACCUAGAGUAUUUGUAAAUGCCACUCGCUGUGAAUCUGUGGCUGGCUGGGGGUAGGCACUCUUAUUAGCAAGCCUUUUUUAAUAAACGCACACAAUUCUCACUCCCUACUGCUUACAGCCUGUCAUUGCACAGGCUGUCCAUGUCUCCCUUGCUUACAAGCUCAUGUUUACUUUGCAUAGCUGCCUCUUCUGCCUCAAGCUGGGGAGAAGGAUACCAUACCCAGGUCCUAUGACCUGGUGUGGUAACUCAGUCUGUGAAGUUUCGAUGCUAGCAUAGGCAAGACCAGAACAUAGAGAGAUAAAGUG
Vidua macroura (Pin-tailed whydah) is the source of this 2480-nucleotide messenger RNA. Its product is annotated as inositol 1,4,5-trisphosphate receptor-interacting protein-like 1. Lineage: Eukaryota; Metazoa; Chordata; Aves; Passeriformes; Viduidae. Gene Ontology annotation, cellular component: membrane. The record is from RefSeq and is a predicted model, not a curated record.